ACUUACGCUCGAGCACCCACAGCACUUUCCCAUUUUUGAAACUCUCUUUCUCUCCGGGUGAGGUGAAGAGCAGAGUAGCAGAGCGAUACCUGUAAUUCAAUUUCAUGGGAAGCUUGUUAGGGUUUCGUCCCCCUCAAUUCUCAGAGGAUGGGGCUUGGCUACCUUGUUGGCUUCAACCGGAGGACAAUGGAGUUGAAACAUCUGAUGAGGGGUCCGAGCGAGGGCAAUCUUCCUCUGAGCAAUGUGUUGAGGAAUAUCAUAAUUUUCGGAAAAAUAUAAGCAAUGCCAGUGCUGGUCAACUGUCAGGGGAGGAAGUUGGAUAUAAGAGUUGCCAUUUAUACUUAUCCGGAGAUGACAGUUCACUGCUUAGUUUCACUCCAUCCGUUGAUAAUGUGGUUCAAUUUCAUCUUCAUCUAUCACUGGGUUGUAAUUCAGAGGACAUGCCAAAUUCAUCUAAUGAUACAUCCCAGGUGGAGAGAAAUGAAAUAAAUUGUAAUAUAAAUGUGCAACGUUUUGAAGUUUCUGGAGAACCAGAAGUAAAGGCCAGUCAAUUAUAUAUGGAUCACAACAUUGAUGUAAUUAACUGUUCUCUAAUUCCUGAACUUGGAGGAACAGAUGAAGAUAAGAGAUUAAAGGGGCUUGAAGAAAAUGCCAGACUAUUAGAAGUUGAACAAAUGUUUGAAGCUAGUCAAUUAAAUGUGGACCAAAAUAUUGAUGUAAUGAACUGUUCUUUAGUUCCUGAAUGUGAUGGAACAGAUAAAGAUAAGAAUUCAAAGGUUCUUGAGGAAGAUACCAGACUAUUAGAAGUUGAGCAAAUGAAUGAUGCAGUUGAAAUGUCUAUCUCAGCUUCUGAAGCACUGGUAAUUCAUGAAGUUCUGAGAACUAUGUCCUGCUCAAAAUCUUUGCCAGCUGCAGCUGUGUUGGAAGCUGCACUUCAGGUGAAACAAGCUCGUUUAGAAGUCUGGAAAGAGUCUGAUGAGACCUACUGCAAUUGGUUAACUAAGGAAAUUAGUGAAACUGAUUUUCAGUCGGAGUCAGAAGAUCUAAAUAUGGAAGAUACAGAUCAUGAUGUGGGCAUAUCUGCCUCUCGAUAUAGUUUACAAGGUGAUCACUUAAGUGUUUCUCAAGUUAAAGACACUCUUGACUCUGACAACUGUGGAUGUGAUGGAAAAUCAAAAUCUGAGGAAGUUCUGCCACCUAAUAUUAGCCAUCCUCAAUGUAUUGAUAAUUUUGUAAACCAAAAAUUGGAGGAUGUUCAUGAGAAUGAUCUGCAGUUGAAACAGAACAUAAUAAUUGAAUCUUCUCAUACUGACUGGCAAAAUAAAGUGAUCAAGGAGUCAUCUAUGGGGCUGGAUACCACCAGCAUAUCAUGUGACAACAAUCCCAUGCUGCAUCUUUUAGGGAAAACAGUAGAACAUAAUCCUAAGGAACAUCAUUCUUUGCAAGCUACAGUUGAGUCUCCUAUUGCAAAGAGUUUUGAAAUUGCUGGACAAUUGUACGGAGUAUCAAAUACAGUUCCAAACAGAUUUCAGAGUCGCUGGUUUGGAGGUUGGACUGGUGACACAAGCUUCUCCAUUCCAAUGGUAUACAAUAAUAAUAAAAUCAUAGGUGAACCUUUUGUUCGCGAGACAAGCUAUUUGUCCGAAUCGGCAGAUAUUGCUCCAGAUGAAAACUCCUUUGUGGGACUAAAACAUGACGAUAGGGCCAAUUUUUCUUCUCAAUCAACCAUACCUUCUGAAGGUUUAUAUAUGGAGGGGAAUAACAGAGUAUUUCCCUCUCAGGAUGUCUUUAGAUCUUCAAGUCCAUCCUUUGUUGAUCCACUUUGCUCUGUUGUUCCUUGCAGUAUUCCAUCCCAAAAUAUGCCUUCUCCUUCAGCAUUAUGUGAUGAACAGGUCAAUAUGGAAAAGUGCAUCCCUGGUACUGAAAAUAUUAUAGAAAGUGCUUCAUUACUGGAAAAGUGCAUUCUGGACAACAAGGCUCUUCCGACACAACUUUCCAUUUCAGAGGCUAGUGCUGAUAGAUCAGAGCAUCCUGUUCGUAGGAAAUUGACCUCACUUAGAAGUUUUAGCAUGAUACUGCCUAGAAAUGGGUCAUUAUUAGAGAACGGAAGUCUCAAUAAAACAUUUCUUCCGGAAAGGAGUGAUACAUUGCAAUAUUUGCCACAGCAAAACCUAUAUGGUUCAGCAAACAAUGCGCAUGAAUUACCAUCUGGCCGUCAAGAAGAAACAAUUUCACACCUUAUGUUGAAGUCCAAGACAAAAGGACCUGUGCAGCAUUCAAAUUGUUUUCCAUCUGACUAUACUGCAGAAGCAAAUAGAAAACAGAUGGAAGGAGGUGAAACUUUAGCAGGGAUUGCACCAAACCUGAACCUCUUGAAGCUACAUUCUAUACAUGAAUAUCAAAAUACUGCUUCACUAGGAACAAGAAAGCGUGUCCGGUUUGCAGAAACUGAAACUAAGGCUCCACACAGAGAAAAACGACAAAAUCAACAGAUAACAUCCUACACUCGUAACACUCGCCAUACAAUGAGAGCUGCCAAAUGUUUGAGAGUUUCAAAUUCAGAGUCAAGAGCUCAAAAUCUUAAAGGGUGUCUAACUAAUUGUCAAGGCAAGUUUGAGAAGAAAUUGUUAUUCCAAUCUAUGAAGUUCUUGCUUACUGGAUUUCCAAAGCAGAAGGAAAAAAGAAUAGAAGACCUAAUUAGGAAGUAUGGUGGAACAGUGCUGUCUGAUAUCCCUUCUUCAGAAAAUCAGAGAAAGAGGAGUUCAAGACUUAGAGCGCAGGGGCUUCCUGUUGUUUUGUGUUCAAAGAAGCUACAAACAUUGAAGUUCUUAUACGGCUGUGCAGUAAGUGCCAUGAUGGUAAAAGCUAAAUGGCUCACCGAUUCAAUUGCUGCAAGCUCCCUCUUACCACCUGAACGAUAUAUGAUUCUACAAAAAUAUAUUGGUGAAGGGUCUAUGCAAACUGAAAUUCCUGUCAAACACAGUAGUUCUAACUCUAUCUUUGAUGGUGUUGGCAUUAUGCUUCAUGGUGCAAAAAUUUUUUGUGCUGAAAUGGCAAAAAUAGUCAAGCAUGGUGGUGCAAGAGUUUUCAAAACGCUCCAGAACUUAGUGUUAAGUCUUGAUGCUGCAAAGAUUACCAUUGGGGUUGUUGUGACUGAAGAUGGCAGCUGGGAGUCCAGACACUUGAAGAAGUGCACCUUAGAGAAGAAAAUACCUAUCAUGCCAGUUAACUGGAUAGUAAAUAGUUUACAUGCACAGAAGCUUCUUCCCUUUACAGAAAAGGAAGAUACUUUCUAUUCACAUUCCAUUAAGCUUCCAGAUACUUCUGGUUCAAUUGAAUGUAGUCAAGAAAUUUAAGUGUUCUUGUUGCAUAUCCACUAAUGAAGAGCUUCACUGUACUAUCUUUGAGGCCCUUCUGACCUCCUUAAUUGCACCAUUGUUUGGUAACCUCUAGAGCAAUCUUUGGACAAUGCACUUUAGUUGUGGUGAACAAGCAACAUCAACGUGAAAUGAUAGUGCAUGUUCUUCUGGGAUGUCCAUCUUUGGAGGAGAAAGUACUUGCAUGGACUAUAAGUCAUGCAAAAUUGCGUGGACAGGAAACAGGUACAUCUCAGUGCAAUACUCGGAUUCAGCUGCAGAAACCGAACCUGCUGUAGCAUAAGAUUGUGCAAAAGGAAGGAAUUUGGAUCAAGACAUUAACAAUUUUCAAUUGGAUCACAAAACAUGCCUGGAAUAACGAGUUUUGGUUCUUUGGUUUUGAUAUCGA
This is a messenger RNA of Ipomoea triloba (trilobed morning glory), 3765 nucleotides long. RefSeq lists its product as uncharacterized. The record is from RefSeq and is a predicted model, not a curated record. The transcript has 14 exons. Gene Ontology annotation, biological process: DNA damage checkpoint signaling; positive regulation of transcription by RNA polymerase II. The coding region runs from base 105 to 3356 and encodes 1083 amino acids. Gene Ontology annotation, cellular component: nucleus. Gene Ontology annotation, molecular function: histone binding. Lineage: Eukaryota; Viridiplantae; Streptophyta; Magnoliopsida; Solanales; Convolvulaceae.